GACGUUUCCCAUUACCUGUCUCGAUUGGUAGCUGCAAGAUGCUGUCACCUUCAGGCAGCAUGCAGGACGGAAAUGUUUAUUAAUACACCUGCCACCCAACUUAUUAUUCGUUUAUUUAUUUAUUUAUUUAUUUAUUUAUUUAUUUUUAGUGGUCAAGCAUUUACGCCAGGACAACAGCGAACGUGUCACACAAAAGGUAACUUCUUUGCUUUUUUCUCUCUCGUUCAUUUUGUCAAAUGACGGCGAUUUUUUCUGGAGUUGAAUUCUAAUAAAAAAAAGGCUGUAUCUAAGUUCAGAAAAGAAAAAUUAAAUCAUUUCCACGUGUUCACGUCCUUCAUAAAACGUUAAAGUAGGACGCUUCGUGACGUAGUCGACCAACAACGGCAUGGAAAUGUACAAAAAAGGGCGAUCGCACCUGCAGUUGUUGCUUUAACAACCAGGAACAACUUACAUGGCUCCCGCCCGGGGGGGGGGGGGGGGAUGGGGUUAAUUUUUGCUAAGUAGGUGCCGCUGGCCUCUCAGAGCCCCUACCCCAUUACAGUCCAUUCUGUGGCCAAUUAUACACCCCAUCUUAGUCAAUAUUGGGCAAAUAUGUAGUUUUCACGAUCCCAACUUUAAAUAGGUCAUUCCAAAAUGAAUUGACCCAUUUUUCACUGAAUGAAGAACACUUUACUUUUCACCUACCGUUCAAACAUCCUGGUACGUUUGCUAACCUUAAAAAAAUCAAGACCUUUUUUACCCCAAAAAUCAGAAAAUGUGCCACCCAUUCUAGUAAUUCUAGUUGAGAACGCGACCCCAUUAUAGUCAAUCCAGUCGUGAAAACACGACCCCAUCCAACGGCACAUCCCAAUUAGCCACUGAAAAGGAAGCGCCCCCGGGGCUUGGCACCCCUUUUGUUUGGCUGCGGGCCCUGUCUCCUGUAAACUUAAGAAAUGAAAUUAUACUCUAAGCUACUGCAUAAAGCCAGCCUGCACUUUCAUAAAUAAGCGAUCGAAUUACAAGUACGUCGAUCUUCUAUCGAAGAAUAAACUUCUCUUUUCAGCUUGAAGGAAUCACGAUUUCCCGUUUACAACUAAGCAGGAAACUGAUUUUGGGUCGAUUAUUUGCCCGACUUUACGGGCAACACUUUAACCUUUAAGCCAUAAGAGUGAUCACGAGAAUAACGGACAUGAUCACACAAGAAGAAUUUGCUUGAUAUUUUAUCAACUUCUCUCCACUACUUCUAUAGUAAAUGAAUAAAGGGGACAAAUGAGAAUUUUAAUUUUGAUCUUAGGGUUUAAAGGGUUAAACAGAAGAGGCAGGUGAUAUGCGGAGGGCUUUUUCUGGCCGUUAAUUGUUGAGACUGCCGAUCUGUACGUGAUUGGUAUUGAUUAACAUACAAAAAUUAAUUGAAAAAUAUAUACUUCUGUCGAUGCACCUACAGCGAGUAAAUAGGGGUGAAUCUGAUCUUUAAUUAAACAAGUGAGUAACCACAGAUUAAUUUUGCAGUGCAAAAAGAAAAACAUGCAUAUCCAAAAGCGCAGAAAUAAGCUUUAUUCGCUGCUAAUGAUAAUGCAAUCAAGACCUUUUGUCCCAUAAAGCCAACACUUGUAUCAGUUAUUUUCAAACCGAUAUCGUUCAUUAAUCCUACGGGCUGUUGUGGCCUUGAAUAGUGAAGUUAAGCAGCGUGUGGGUUUUGCACAAAUUUAACCAAUAACCAAGCUUGUUUUUAAUGGAAACAGAUACAGUCCUCCUCAAUUGUUGUCUUAAUGUAUCCUUUUAAGUGAUGUUGUCAACGUGAUUGGCAUACAAAUCAACGAAGUAUCGUGUCUGGUUUUCUUCGAGCACAACUUAAAUUUAAUAUUCUCAGUCGGCUAUACUUUCCUCGCUGGUUCCUAGGAAAAAAUUGUCUUGGUGUCAGCUUAUGGACUUUUAGAGAUGAUGAAAGCAGGCGGUAUAAGAUAUCUUUAACUGGAAUUUAGUGGUCUUGACAAUUAAGUACAAGGUUAGGUUAUUAAGUUUGUGAUUCAUCUUUACAUUACUGAAGGCCAUCAUUGCAAGAAUACUUAUUUUAGCAAAGACUUACUGUCAUUUCGAGUUUCAUCCUCAACGAGUAUCUACUUAUUUAGCCAUAAAUUUGAAACUUUUUAUUUGACAUGGCUUCACUCAAACGCCAAAAAAUAUAAAUUAGUAAUUGAAAACAGUUUUAAACAAGAAUUAAAUUCAAUCAGUGCUUAUUCACAUUGAUAAAACACCUUUUUUACCUUCGGAACUUAGUUACAGUGAUCUUGUUACCUCUGCGUCCUGCGUCCCUGAUGGAUAAGAAUACCCCAAAAACGCACAAAAUUUCAUGCCAAUUUGCGCCCCGUUAAAAGAUCGAUCGAUCAAUCGAUCUGAAGAUGUUUUUUGUAGUAAGAAUAUAUUGUUCGCGUGAUUUCUGUGGCUGUUGUUUAACGACGCAAAUUUCUUUAGUCUUCGUGGUGCUUUACAAAAGAAUGUCUUUUAUCUGUUAAAUAAAGACCUAAGCAUUUUCAAUUUAGAAAUUUUUGAUUUUUGAACUGAGACUGAAUGGUUCUGGAGUGGACUUAUAAUUUGUUCACAAGAUGAGUCCCAGGACUCACCAUAACUAUUUCUAACAAAAUCACUGAAAUUAUAAAGUAAGCUACGGUUGAUGACAGCUACGAAAAUAAUCAGAAAAGAAUCUGGAUGAAGUAAAAUUCCAUUGUAAUAACUAACAUUAAAGGACUGAUAAGUUCCCAAAUUAACAUGUUUUGUAGGCUGUCUUUAGAUACGGCACUCUAGAAAUCUCAAUUUAAUUUGAGAAAUGCUUUUAUGGAAAUCAAGAAAAGCCAAACUAAGAUACUAUAGAUUCUCUGGAGAAUUUAAUUAAAUAUGUUUUUGUACAGCGUUAUUUCCCUUUUGUUUUACCUAGAGCGGGUAAAUAACUCGUAA
This is a messenger RNA of Porites lobata, 2931 nucleotides long. Lineage: Eukaryota; Metazoa; Cnidaria; Anthozoa; Scleractinia; Poritidae. The record is from the annotation of a GenBank genome assembly.